CAGUGAUUUGUGUGUGAGAGAGAGACAGAAAGGGAGAGGGUACCAUUUACAACGACCAAUGGCAUAUGAGCACAUUUGCGCGCUUUGAAGCAGAUGAUACCUGCGCGUGUACACGACAGGACCGCGCGCGCGGUUCGAUGAGCGAUGCGUUCAAACAGUUCGCAGCAGCGCAGUGGUGACUGUGAUGAAGAAAAGCAAGACGACUCAAAAGUUUAGUGCAGUAAGAAGGUAGUUAUCAGCCCCGCCUUCCAGCAGGAGGAAUCCUCGGCGGUCAUGUUCUGAUUCAGAGGCGGGAGCCGAACAGACGGAGCGGGAUGAAGGCGGUGAUGCGGAGCGCCAGACGGCGGCCGUUCCGACGCUUCUGCUGCUGCGGAGUCGGGCUUCUCGCGCUCGUGUGGCUCGCACAGGUCCUGCAGCUGACAGAGAUCGAGUCUUCAUGGCCAGAAACAGACUUUCCCAGACGCAGGGUCCUGCAGUAUGGCGUCGAAAAUCAAACAAUCGACACUCCCAGAGCAGCAAUUCAUGAGUUCCCUGAGGACAUCUUCACCAAAGAGCAGCGUAAGAGAGGAGCCGUACUACUGCACGUGCUAUGUGCUGUCUAUAUGUUCUACGCACUGGCUAUCGUUUGCGAUGACUAUUUUGUCCCAUCCCUGGAGAAGAUCUCAGAGAAUCUGCAGCUGAGUGAAGAUGUGGCUGGGGCGACUUUCAUGGCUGCAGGAAGUUCAGCUCCUGAAUUAUUUACUUCCUUAAUUGGUGUAUUUAUCACAAAGGGAGAUGUCGGCGUUGGUACCAUUGUUGGGUCAGCAGUCUUCAACAUACUGGUCAUCAUUGGAGUGUGUGGCAUCUUUACCCGUCAGACGGUGGCCCUGACCUGGUGGUCUCUCUUCAGAGACUCACUGUACUACAUCUUCUCAGUUCUGGCCUUGAUUUUGGUUAUCUAUGAUGAAAGAGUUGUAUGGUGGGAAUCAGUGCUUCUGGUCUCCAUGUAUGGAGUCUACAUCCUUAUCAUGAAGUUUAACAGUCAGAUUGCCAGCUUUGUUCAGAGAUCAUGUGGCAGUCCAGGCCAAUGUUGUGUCAGGAGACAAAUAUCCAGAGAUAAAGAGGCUGAUGAAGCGGGAACAGAUGGCAACACCUCCUUGGUGCUGUUGAGGAAAGCUCCAGCAGGUUCGCCGCAGGAGUCUCCAGUAGUGAUGGUGGAUGAGCUGCUCAUCUUAAGGCCACACCAGCUCUCGUUCCCAGAGGCUGGACUGCGUGUCAUGAUCACACCACAUUUCUCUCCACGCACCCGUCUCUCUAUGGCCGGACGCAUGCUCAUCAGUGAGAGACAGAGAUUGCUCCAGGAGAAUAAGAUGAACAGGACCUCAGGGAAGACAUUUGGUUCUAGAGGAAUAGUAAAUGGAGGAAGUGUUGAAGCACAGCAAACACCCGAGGACACAGAAAUGACGGAUGGCAAGAACGGAGCAAAGGUGGAACACUCUCAACAUGAGGAAGAGGAUGAGGACGGGGACGAAAUGUUCAAACCUCACCAUUUUCCUGCUGGCUACAGUGCGCGUCUGAAGUGGCUGGUGUCCUGGCCGCUCGCUGUUCUGCUGUAUUGCACGGUCCCUAACUGUGUUUUGCCGCGUUGGCAUCGCUGGUUCAUGAUCACCUUCAUUGCAUCAACCCUCUGGAUUGCUAUUUUUUCCUACCUCAUGGUGUGGAUGGUCACCAUCAUCAGCUACACACUUGGUAUUCCUGAUUACAUCAUGGGAAUCACUUUCCUGGCUGCUGGCACUAGUGUACCCGACUGCAUGGCCAGCCUCAUCGUCGCCCGCCAAGGAAUGGGGGACAUGGCCGUGUCAAACUCCAUUGGCAGCAAUAUCUUUGACAUCCUGCUGGGACUGGGCUUCCCCUGGGCUCUGAGGACGCUAGUAGUAGAUCAUGGAUCCGCAAUAUUCAUCAAUAAUAAAGGCCUGGUCUAUUCUGUCAUCCUGCUGCUCGCAUCAGUCUUCCUCACGGUCCUGAGUGUGCAUCUAAACGGCUGGAAGCUGGAUCGGAAACUAGGUCUUGGUCUCCUGCUCCUUUACUCCAUCUUUCUGCUCUGCUCCAUCCUCUUCGGUCAGCUCUAGAGCCGCUGACACACUCUUCAGUGUGUUCUUGUUAUGUUUCAUUUUUAUACUGCUUUGACUGUAGAUCAGGUACUAAAUCUUGGCUGAUUUCAUGCCUGCGUACAGUGUAGCAGCAAAGGGAAAUGUUAUGCUCUACAGAAACAACCUCAGAAUGGUUUUCAAGAUCUGGUCAGUCCUUUGUUCUGACCACAGCAGGAACGGAUACAGUUUUUGAUUGCCCAGUUAAGGACUGCUUCAAGCUGAAAGGUUUACUGUAUUAUAAAAUAGUUUCUGUCUUCAGUCAACCAAACUUACAGAAACACUGAAGUAUUACAAUCAUGCACGGUUUACCUGCUCAUGGCUCAGUAAUUCUUCUUUGCAGUGUUUUACCCUUGUGGAAAAGAAAUACAUUUUAGCAUACUUAAUUACAUUCAUUUACAGUAUUUAUUUUUCUAUUCUUUAAGUGUAAACUGAAUGUAAUAUUUUCAUACAAUUAAUUGCAUGUUAUUUGCAAUUAAUGCAAUUGUGUUAUAUAGCUUAAAUUUAUAUUAAAUGCAAUUAGUUGAACUUAGGAGUGAUUUUUGACCCACUUAAGUAGGACUUAAUUUUAUAAUUACUUCUGUUGUCUUUAAAAUAUAGUUGAAUUGUAAAGUCUUUAAAUAUAUUUCUAAUUACACGUGUAAUGGUGAAGUUGGAAUCUAGAACAUUUAAAAUAUUGUUAUUAACUUUAAAUGCCACAUUAAAUAACAAUACAGUUCAAAUUAUAAUCUAGUACUUUACAUGUGCUGGAGUAUGUUAGUCAACACAUCAAAAGUGUGCUUCUUUAAAACAUGACAAAAGAUUAUUAAAAUGAUUUAAAAUUAAAGUUGACAUCGUUAGUGUAAUUUUAAAAAGUGUACUUAAGUGUGUUCGGAAACAGCCCUCUCUUCAAGUCACUUAAGUGUGCUUGCAUGUGAAAAAUAUUAUAUGCUGUUUUUUUUUUUUUUAGAUUUUAAGUACACUCCAAGUGCAAAUUCAAUACAUUUAAGCAGACUUCUAUUUCACAAGGGUAGGCCUGUUUCUGUGUUGCAAGAUCACUGAUAAACAGCACAAAAGCACUAGGACAUUUCACAGGUUGUAUUACUCCGCCAGUCUGCGUUCACAGUGUUUCAGCCUAUAUAUGUGGCCCUUUCUCACUUUCUCACUUAUAGUGCAGCUGGACUAGAGUGUUUACAAAAUGAAGUGAAUGGGUGCCGUCAGAAUGAGAGUCCAAACAGCUGAUAAAAACAACACAGUAAUCCACAUCACUCCAGUCCAUCAGUUAACGUCUUAUGAAGAGAAAGGCUUUCUCCAGAGAGCACUAUUGUAUUGUUUUAUUCUGACAAAAAAACACAAAAAAGACCAAAAACGAACAUAUUCGUUAAACUACUGCACACACAACACAAAUAGCCUUAAAUUGAUUCGUUAAAUAUUGUUUUGAUGAAAAUGUAAUCACUAAUUUGUGAAUUAUAGAGCUAGUUCGCCCCAAAAUUACAACUGUCAUCAUUGAUGUCGAAACAAACCUGUCCUUCGGUGGAACAUAAAAGAAAAUAUUUUGAGAAAUGUCUCGGUGUUUUGUUUUUGUCCAUACAAUGUAAGUCAAAGGUCUCCAGAACUAACUGGGUACCAACAUUCCUUAAAAUAUCAUCUUUUGUGAAAUGAUUUUUGGGUGAACUAUCCCUUUAAGAAUCAAUCGACACUCGUCACACAAAAGUAAACUAGCACAGCAGACUAUUAAAGUUUGCUAGUUGACGUUUGUUGUGGAUAUAAUACAUCAUUUGGAAUGACAAGGGUUAACCAAACGAACAACUCUUCAGUAAAUCACAGAUUAAUGUAUUUCUGUUGACUGAUGGUAAUGUAAUCCAUAUGAAUAUCAGUAUGUCAGCAUGUAGCCCACGAAAAAUGAACUGUACUCUGAUGACUUGUUUUUUAAUUGUACUCAAAUUUCAUGUACUUGGUUUUUGUAAUCAGAUUAUGUAAUAGCACUAGUUAUAUAAAGACUGUUUAUUUCCUGUAGUUAUUGACCAAGUAAUCACGUUGUGGUAAUUCUGUCUUUAAUCAGUUUGCACUGACUGUAGCAAUACUUCUGAAUUCAUAGACUGAUAAUUUGUCUUUGAUGAUUCAUGUGCGUGUGGGAAUAUUUGUAGAAACAUAAUAGGUCUUUUAGCGAUAAAGUAAUAUAUAUUUAAGCAACAACAACACAGGUUUGCCUGUAGUAGUAAUUUAAUGUGAUUGUAUUUUUGAUAGUUGUUUUCUUGAUGGAUGUUUUUAAAAAGAGGUUUGUAACUGGUUGUUAUAGAAUAUAAUAUAUGUGCACUGAUUUUUUUUUUAGUGAAAUUUCAGAUCAUCCCCCUUAAAAACAAAAACAAAUAAUAAUAAUAAUUUUAAUAGUUGUAAUUGGAAAAUACGAUAUUUAUAGAAAAUGCUAUAUGGGGAAUAUUUAGGGUUAUUUGUUAUUUAUGUAGAUUUAGACCUGUUUGUUAUUAAGUAUGAGAGUACACAAAAUUACUGUCUAUAUUUAACUACGAUUUGCCUAGUUUUAUAAAUUCUAGUUGGAAGUGUUUUUAAUAUUUCUAUAUUGCAUAGAAAUGGAUAUGGUGUGAGUAGUGUUGUUAGACUGGAGGGAAAUCAGUGAGUCUAGCAAUAAUGUCUACUCUAUACGGUUGUAAAUUUCACUGUUGAUAACAGUUGUUGGCAUGUAUAUAGAUAAGCAGUCUGUGAGUUCUGUCCUGUGAGAUUCAUCUAAUUUUGUAAAUAGUGGUAACACUGAGAUGAUAUUUGCUGAAUGGUUAGUGCAAUUACAAAACGGUGAUGUCACUAAAUAAUGAUUAUGGUGGAGAGGGAAAAUUCAAAUGCUUCAUGCCUUUUCCAUAAAGGAAUGCUGUAGAAAAAAACACUAUUAUAUAUUGUGUGCAAUAAAAUGUGCAAUAAUAAAA
This is a messenger RNA of Carassius gibelio (silver crucian carp), 5041 nucleotides long. RefSeq names its product sodium/potassium/calcium exchanger 3-like. Lineage: Eukaryota; Metazoa; Chordata; Actinopteri; Cypriniformes; Cyprinidae. Gene Ontology annotation, cellular component: membrane. Gene Ontology annotation, biological process: calcium ion transmembrane transport; intracellular calcium ion homeostasis. Bases 315 to 2108 code for a protein of 597 amino acids. Gene Ontology annotation, molecular function: calcium channel activity; calcium, potassium:sodium antiporter activity. The transcript is spliced from 17 exons. The record is from RefSeq and is a predicted model, not a curated record.